UUACAGGUGACAGCAGGGCCUACCUGUCAAAUAGGCUGCCAUCCAGGAAGAGGGCGUGUUUGAGAUGACACACCGGGGGAAUGCUGCGCUGCUCAGAUCCGACGCCCAUUAAAGAAACCCCAAACUCACAGCGCAGGUGAGUCAGCCUUGCUUGUUCAUUGAUUUAAAUUCGGCAAACGUAGCCAAGACAAGAGUUACUAAGGCGACCCGGAGAGCAGCCUUGUGUUCAGGCUGCCGACACUUUAUCCAUCAGCAAGGAAUUACAAAACAGCGCGCACAAAGACAGCUCACAGCUCCGGGUUCAGCAUGAGGGUGGUGCUGGUGCUACCUGUGGCCAUAAUGACGUCUGUCGCCUUGGUGGGGGUCCUGAAAUUACGCAAAAGGGAGACGGACAAAGAGGACAGACGGAGCAAGUUUCAGGAUAUCAAGCUGCGGGUGACCCACGAUGUACUGCUGGAGUAUGAGAGCGAGAAGACAGAGACACAAAAGCUUCUGGAGGAAACCCAGAAAGAGAGUGAAGCCCUGCUGCAGGAGGUGAACAAGCUCCAAACCCAAGUAGACAAGACGAAGGGCGACAAAGACGUCUGCAAGGGAGCACAGAAAUCUGCAAGUGAUGAGGUGGCAGCUCUGGAGGCAGACCUCAGUCGUCUUCAAACUGAAUUUGAAAAGGAGAAGACCAGUUGGACAACAGAAGUGGAUACACUGAAAGAGCAAUUCGAAACUAAGAGCGCCGUGUGUGGCUUCUUGCAAGCUGGAUCGCCAAAAGAAGCAUACGAUCUGUGUGGACUUGAAGAGCCAGUAGUUUCGGAGGGCUCUAAAGAAGGAGAAGCAAAGGAGGGGGCACCUAAAGGAGGAGAAGCAAAAGCAGAGGCCCCCAAAGAAGGAGAGGCAAAAGCAGAGGCCCCCAAAGAAGGAGAGGCAAAAGCAGAGGCCCCCAAAGAAGGAGAGGCAAAAGCAGAGGCCCCUAAAGAAGGAGAAGCAAAAGCAGAGGCCCCUAAAGAAGAAGAAGCAAAAAAAGAGGUCCCUAAAGAAGGAGAAGCAAAAAAAGAGCCUCUCUAAAGAAGAAGCAAAAGCAGAGGCCCCGAAGAAAGAAGAUGCAAAAGAAGAGGCCCCAAAAAAAGAAGAAGCUAAAGCAGAGGCCCCGAAGAUGCGAUGAGGUAUCAGAACUUGUUUUCACCCUACACACUUAAUGUGUUCAAAAAAACAAACAAAACAAAAACAGUUUUUGAUACUUAGCAACCCGAUUCCAGCACGUUGGUUUACUGGGUCCAUGUCACAUGUGGUCUCUUCACAGGGAGGAGCCUCGAGUACUUACUUAGUUCUACUUACUUCUACUAAGUAGGAACUAUUCGGUUCCCAUAUCCCAAUGACAUAAUAAGUGUUUCAUCUGUUAUUAGUUUUCAUGCAACAAAAUGAAGAAUGAGGUUACAUUUUGAUGUUAGCAUUUGUAUUUGUUUUCUGUGUGAUGGUGCGAGAUGCUUUUGUAAUAAACAGAUUGUGUCAUAAUGCAAAUAUUUUCUGCCAACCAGGGUCAAGGGUCCACUCUCAUUUGCUGUAAGUGUACGACAACAUAAGAAAUCAUUGAUUAACCUAAAGAGUGAUGUCUUAAAAGCUUUACGGCGUCUCAUCUGCCACCUGCUCCACCUUGUGUUGUUUGUCGUUUAAUUUCUCUCUCACUGGCAACAAUGUUUGGCUGCCUUAAUUCGGUUUAUAUUUAUGGCACAAAGAAAAUAAAUACACAGCUGUGAACCAAAUAACCUUUUUUAAAAAAAAAAUAGGGGUUGUGUUUGUGCAGUUACUUGUCAAUAAUGUGAGUUUAACUUAAAUAAAAAAUAUGUUUUCCAAUAAAAUAAAUUGUCAUUGUUGACCUUUCAAAAUACCCAUGGUCAGCUAUAUUAUUCAUACAGGCAGUGAUGGAAAAGCAUCAAAAUCCUGUACUUAAGUAUAUGUAGAAAUAGGUAUGUCACAAAUUUAAAAAAAAACAUAAAUACACAACUAUUAUCAGCAAAAUGCACUCAAAGUAAAAAAUGUAAAGGCACCCGUGUACCCCAUCCUUUUAAUGCAUUAUGUUUUGGGAUCCAUAUACAAACAUCAAUAUAGCAGCAGACAUUUACUGUGUAAAUAUAUAGUGAAGUAAUGCUGUCCUUAGCAGAGAAUGAAGUCACACUUUGUCUCUUUGUGUUGUAACCUGAGCUUCUUUGUGUCUUUGUUGUGUUAGACAGUACAGCCGUGCAUAUACAGUAUGUUAGUGCACCGCCGCUCUACACUGCACUCAUACCAAGGGUUGGAUAAAUAACAGAUGUAGCUACUGUGACACCACCCAUUGGUUUAUGGACUCCUAUUUUGAAGCCUCAAGUUCGUUAUUUCAGCGGAUGCCAUCUUGGUAGACUAUGUUGAACACCUUGUAGAAAGCCUGUCAAUCGAGUUGUCCCUCCUUUAAAUAAUUUGUCAAUUUGAGCCUUAAUAAAAUGUAAAUGGGUGAGUUAUAUAAAAAUAUACCCCCUAUAAAGUUGUCAAGAAUGUUACAUUUAGCAAUCAGAUGUCAAAACCAUUUUUUGCACCAGGCUGCAAUGCUUUUUUUUUACUGAAAUUAUACAUACAAGACGCCUAAGCCAGCUUCCACAUGCAAAUGCGCACAGGCACGUCAGAAUCUGGAGUUCGCUUCCCGUGUGUGUGUGUGGUUAAUCCUAACCGUUGUGACAAUCCGCGCUGUUGUGUGAACAUAAGGACCGUGGCGCAUCAUCCCACAAUGUGCAUUUGUUGUCAUCACCGUAGCGGCAUCCCAGAACGUCAUAGGUUGUUGCAGCAAAGAUACCUAAAACAUCACAGGUUGACGCGGAAGGUCACUGAACGACCGUCACCAUGUGAUGAGUUCGAAGUGAGAACGUGUUGUACGAUUUCAUGUUACAAAAAAAAUGAUAGAUGAUUGAUGAUGUUUAUUUCUGCUGUAAAUUUGGGCAUAUUGAAAAGGCACUAAAUGGGGAUUUACUCAGUUUUGGCGUCAGCCUCAAGUGGCAUUUUCAUGAACUGCAGUUUUUUGAUAAAUUGUGCAUUUUACCUCACUGCAUUUAUUUGACCUUGCAGGUUUAUAUUAUUAACACAAAAUAUAAAGCCAACAAAUAAAUUUUCAUAUUUUAUUAAAGAUUAAACUACUCAGCAUUUCAGCACUAUGUAAAGUAAUUAAAAUUAGCUCCAUCAGCAACAUUGAAAUUCAGUUUCAAUUCAAAUUUAUUGAUAAAUCCCAAUAUCACAAAUCAUAAUUUGCUGCAGAGAGAUUUAUCACAUGAAAUCCCUCUGUCCUUGGACCCUUACAGUGGCUAAGGCAAAAACUCUCCCCAGAAAACCGUUCAAUGGGGAAAAACGUUAAACACCUCAGGAAAAGAAAAGCAACUGUGGAGGGAUUUACAUCGUAAUAUCAAUUUAAAGUGGGUCGUUCUGCAUCGUAUACAGCUAUUGUACUUUAUUUAUAUUUUGAUGUCAAUAUUUUUGUACUUUUACUUAAGUAUGAAUAUGUUUUAACACUGCUACUUUUAUUUAAGUAAAUAAUCGAAAUACUUUUUCCAUCACAAACAUCUCCGCAAAAAUAAUCUGUUACGUAUCAAGACAGUAAUAUUUACAGAGUUGUUAUGCAAUAUUCCUCUUGUGCAUCUGUAGUUUUGUAGAGAAACUCACAUUCACCAUAGUACUCAUCUGUGGGCCUUAAAAAAGUAAAUUGUACUUAAAGGAUUUAGCAACAUUUGUAAUUUGCAGAGGAAAAGGGUGCUACCUCAUUAUCUGUCACCAACAUAACCUUCCUAGACUUUUAUUUGCUGAACAAAAGGUAACCAAAUGGGAUUUUUAUGGAUCAUUCUGGAAAGGUUGUUUGUGAAGUAUUAAGUCUUUAAAUGAACACAUCACUACUGUGCAUAAACUUUGCAUUGUUCCCUGAGGACAGUGAUCAACACUAUCAGUAUGUCAGAAUGCUCCACACUCAACACAGUGUACACAAUAGUCAGGGUGUGGGGCUUAACAGACCUUGUGAAAUGCUUUUUCACUACCUAUAUCCUGGUUACACAGGUAAUGAUUAAUUUUUGCAAACUGUGCGUUACACACAAAGAAAGUGGAGAGAGAAAAGUCAAACACACAAAUAGUGUCUGUCACUUGAAGGACAGGUGAGUUUAAAAGAAUGUUGUCAUUCCUCCAUUUCACAACUACGUUGAUAGAUUCCUUUUUUUUCAUUUUCAACGUACAAGGUUGUUUUUUUGUCAUUGAUCUUAAACAUGCUUUAAGAAGAACUGAAAUUAAAGUUGACCCUGUAUCCUGCUACAUCUUUUUGGCGUUGAAGGAGGAGUUUCA
Plectropomus leopardus (leopard coralgrouper) is the source of this 4335-nucleotide messenger RNA. RefSeq lists its product as uncharacterized. NCBI's taxonomy places the organism in Eukaryota, Metazoa, Chordata, Actinopteri, Perciformes, Serranidae. The record is from RefSeq and is a predicted model, not a curated record.